AAGAAGCAGAGUGAGAGAGAGGGGAGGUGGGAGGAGAAACGAGGGAGAGGGGGAGAGGAGGGAGAGAGCAGAGUGAAACCACAGCACAGAGGGAGCUGCAGGAGCAGUUUGUGUACAGGAGCGUGUUUCAUGCAGUGCUCGGCACUCUGCUGCACUCACAUAAGGCUCCUUGGAGAUAGAGGAAUGCAAAUCUGCAACCAUGAUGGAAGGACUGAAAAAACGUACCAGGAAGGCCUUUGGGAUACGGAAGAAAGAGAAGGACAAUGACUCGGCGGGUUCCCCAGACAGAGACGGUGGCUCUCAGAAGAGGUCCAACGGGGCUCCUAAUGGAUUCUAUGGCGACAUUGACUGGGACAGAUAUAAUUCUCCUGAAGUGGAUGAAGAGGGCUACAGCAUCAGACCAGACGAGGAGUCAGACCAAGGAGCCACCUUAAAGAAGUCUCACUUCUUCUCCUCUGAUGAGUCAGAAGAAGAGGAGGACCACCGAAAAAAAUUCAAAAUCAAGAUUAAGCCUCUCCCGUCUGAUCGGGUGGUGUUGGCCCCCUCAGUUGACGAGCUCAAAGCAUCCAUUGGCAACAUAGCGCUGAUGCCGUCUCCUCUGAGACGUAGUCCGGGUUUGAAAACAAACGCCUCCAUUGACGAGAUUCCUCGACCACGACGUGCCGUUCCCAUUGUUCCCAUGGUGACGCCCACACCAGCACCGCAAAACCCCAGCAGUCAACAAGCAGCUGUCCCAGAAGACACCACUGCUUUAUUCGGUCCUCCUUUGGAAACAGCCUUCGGAGAACAGAAACCUGAAGUGGUUGUAUCAGAGUCUGACAUUUGGGGCUCUCCUAUUUCAAGACCCUUCCCCACAGGAACUCCGCCUCCACUUCCACCAAAGAAUGUGUCGACUUCUCCACCGCCGACUGGCUCUCUUUCUACAGACGACACCGAAGUGUCAUCAGAGGCAGAUGGUUCUGCUAGGAAGCCCUCCAUAGCUGACUUGGACAACUUUUUUGGUCCAGAGAAGUCACCCCCUGUUGAUGAGGACACAGGUGACAAGUGGGUCUGUUUCAGCGAAGAAUCGCCAAACCGACCACUUCGACCAACGGACUCUGCACCUACAGGCUCCUCCCCCUCGCCUCCACAAGAACCAUCACCCCCAUUACCAGCCUCCCCACCUCCACCUUUACCAACAUCACCACCUCCUCUGGAAGUCCUUGAACAACCUCGCCCUACCUCCCCUCCUCCAAAAGAUGAGCCUGUGCCGCCUCUACCAAGCUCUCCGCCUCCUUCGGAGAUGCCUGUUGCCCCACCCAUCCCCUCAGGACCUCCCACACCUCAAGACUGUAACCCACUUGCCACCUCUCCACCCCCUGCAUCAAAGGAGCUUGCAUCUCCACUCUAUUUUGUUCCACCGUCAUCACUUCCUCCACUCAACUCACCUUCCAGCAACCCAACAGCUCCUCCUCCCAAAGGAACCACUCCUCCUGUAGUGACUCCUCCGGCUGAUGAAACGGCAACACGCACCAUUCCAGCUCCUCUUAUCCUGUCUUAUGAUGAGCAACACAAAAAUACAGAAGCCACCCAACCCAAAGAGGCUGUGGCUGAAACCAUCACCUCACCCAUAGAAGCUAACCAGAGGAACCAGACUACAGCUCCUCCACCUCCUCCUCCAACCUACCGGGCAGUCGUAUCGUCACCAGGUCCCAUCUCUGGAUCUGAUGGCACAAAUAGUGGCUUCUCUUCCCCAGUGCGGCCCUCCACACCUUUAUCAGUAAGUCCCACCCCUCCUCCACCUCCGCCACGACCCCCCUCAAGGCCGAAACUUCCUCCAGGGAAGCCCGCUGUAGGGGAUGUAAGUCGUCCGUUCAGCCCGCCGAUGCACUCAGCUAGUCCCCCUCCCAUUGCACCGCUGGCACGGGCUGAGAGCAUCUCCUCCAUCUCCUCCACCAACUCCAUGAGUGCCGUCACCACCCCCACCAUCAACAAAGAGCUGUCCGUGUCCGUGUCAGAGAAUGACCAGCCAUCCCUGGUAUGGUUUGACAGAGGGAAGUUUUAUUUAACCUUUGAAGGCUGCUCCAGGGGGCCCAGUCCCCUCACCAUGGGCGCCCAGGACACGCUUCCAGUGGCUGCUGCCUUCACAGAGACGGUCAAUGCCUUCUUUAAAGGUGCCGACCUGAGCAAGUGUGUUGUAAAGAUUGUAGGUGAGAUGGUUUUGUCAUUUCCAGCUGGAAUCACGCGACAUUUUGCCAAUAACCCAUCCCCUGCCGUGCUAACCUUCAGUAUAACCAACUACAGCCGACUGGAGCACGUGCUGCCUAACCCCCAGCUCCUCUGCUGUGACACCACCACGCAAGCGAAGGGUGAUGCCAAGGACUUUUGGGUGAACAUGACAAACCUGAUCUCUCAUUUAAAAAAGGUGGCUGAGCAGAAACCACAGGCGACGUACUAUAAUGUGGACAUGCUCAAGUAUCAGGUGUCGGCACAGGGCCUCCAGUCCACUCCUCUGAACCUGGCAGUGAACUGGAGGUGUGAGUCCACCAGCACAGAUCUGAGGAUAGACUAUAAAUACAACGGGGAUGCCAUGACGACGCCAGUGGCCCUCAACAACGUCCAGUUCCUCGUCCCUGUCGAUGGGGGCGUUUCAAAACUUCAGGCUGUUUUACCUCCUGCUGCAUGGAAUGCAGAACAGCAGAGAAUCCUUUGGAAAAUUCCAGACAUCUCACAGAAAUCUGAAAACGGAGGUGUGGGAUCCUUGUUAGCUCGUUUCCAGUUAAUAGAAGGUCCCAGUAAACCUGCUCCAUUGGCGGUGCAGUUUACCAGUGAAGGCAGCACCCUGUCAGGCUGUGACAUUGAACUGGCGGGGCCAGGAUACCGCUUCUCUCUCAUCAAGAAGAGGUUUGCAGCAGGAAAAUACCUGGCAGAUAACUAACCCGUGAUGAACAGCACUGUGGAACACGGCGGUCCCAAUGGACUUACGUUGACACUGAUGACAGAGGACAGACAAACACCAGACAAACUCCACUAACCUUUUCUGAACCCACACCACAGUUCCACAGCCAGCCCAGCAGUAUUGUAUAACUUGCAUAUAGCAUCGUGGAACUGUUUUAGGUGAUGUAAUUAUUGUAUUUGUAUUAAUUUCAUAACAUCCGUAUUGCUGAAGUUGAGACACCUGGGUUCUUCCCGCUGAGGUCUGUGCGUCUGUCUCCGUGCUCCUCUGAUCAAUGUGUGGUGGUGUUUUUAAAACGUCACUGCAGCUGCCUGACAAGCCGUGGACACAAAGAUCAGUAACGAGCAGGACGUAUUCCCCAAAGUUGUUAAAACGCAGUUAUAUAAAUGUACUCUGAGACCAGUAGGCAGCAGUCAGUGCUCCUGAGCCUGACCACA
Molecule: messenger RNA, 3372 nt
Organism: Thalassophryne amazonica
Lineage: Eukaryota; Metazoa; Chordata; Actinopteri; Batrachoidiformes; Batrachoididae
Gene: sgip1a
Product: SH3GL interacting endocytic adaptor 1a
Exons: 24
Coding region: 200-2917 (905 amino acids)
Biological process (GO): synaptic vesicle endocytosis; clathrin coat assembly; clathrin-dependent endocytosis
Cellular component (GO): cytoplasm; clathrin-coated pit; plasma membrane
Source: RefSeq, a predicted model, not a curated record